Molecule: messenger RNA, 2448 nt
Organism: Asparagus officinalis (garden asparagus)
Lineage: Eukaryota; Viridiplantae; Streptophyta; Magnoliopsida; Asparagales; Asparagaceae
Product: AP-1 complex subunit mu-2-like
Biological process (GO): vesicle-mediated transport; intracellular protein transport
Cellular component (GO): clathrin adaptor complex; cytoplasmic vesicle
Source: RefSeq, a predicted model, not a curated record
AUGGGGGUUGAGCACAAGCCUGAGACGAUGUCUAUGGAGGCUUGGAACAAGGCAGGCCUUAAGGCAAUGAGCUUGAUUGAGCUGCACUUAUCCGACGAAGUCACCUACAACGUGAUGGAGGAGACUACCGCAAGGGGCACAUGGGAGAAGUUAGAGAAUCUCUACAUGGGAAAGACUCUCUCUAACAAGAUUUUCUUAAAAGAUGAUUUGUUUAAUUUUCGUAUGGAAGAUGGAGAUGAUAUUAUGGAGUAUCUUAAUGUGUUUAACUGUUGUAUAACGGAUUUGUUGAGAGUGAAGGUCAAGUUUGAAGAAGAGGGUUGCUCUUUCCAUAUGUGUGCAAAUAGGUUUUGGUUCGACACAUAUGAAAAGAAGGAUAGAGGUGAAGUCCGCAUGGGGAAUAAUGUCGCGUGCAAGGUCAUCGGCAUUGGCACGGUGAAGGUGAAGAUGUAUGAUGACAUCAUUUGCACUUUCGGCAACGUGCGACAUAUUCCUGCACUCAAGAAAAACCUAAUUUCUUUGGGCACUCUAGAUGCAAGUGGCCUCACCUACUCCUCAAGCGGAGGAAAGAUUAAGAUUUGUAAGGGCUUGAUGGUGAUCAUGCAAGGAGAGAAGCUUCCCAACAACUUGUACAAUCUUCUAAGAGAUACUGUCUCAGGGGAAGUAGUCGUAUCCACAACUUUCAAAGAGGACUCCAUGACUAACUCUGGGGAAGACUCGACUCAUCUAUGGUAUCUUCGUCUUGGCCAUAUGAGUGAGCGGGCUAUGGAGGAGCUGCACAAGAGAAAGCUGUUAAAGAACAUGGAGACUUGCAAGUUGGAUUUCUGCAAGUAUUGUGUACUUGGAAAGCAAUGCAAGGUCUCAUUCAAGCUUGCAAAAAAGGAGAAUCGUACAAAGGGGAUUCUUGACUAUAUUCACUCCUAUGUCUACUUCAUGCGGAAUAAAUCUGAGGUCUUUGAGAAGUUCAAAGAAUGGAAGGCAGAAGUAGAGAACCAAACUGGACGGAAGAUCAACCCUAAUCUCAAUGUCCAAGCCGAGAAAUUCUUUGGCAAAUUGAUCGAGAAAGAGGGGGAUCCAGAGACUCAAGAUCCAGUGGUGUAUGAUAAGGGAGUGAGUUACAUGUUCAUUCAGCACAACAAUGUGUUCUUGAUGACGGCGUCGAGGCAGAAUUGCAAUGCUGCAAGUCUUCUAUCGUUUCUUCAUCGUGUUGUCGACGUUCUUAAGCAUUACUUUGAAGAGUUAGAAGAGGAGUCACUUAGAGAUAAUUUUGUCGUGGUGUAUGAGUUACUUGAUGAAAUGAUGGACUACGGAUACCCACAGUACACAGAAGCGCGAAUUCUGAGUGAGUUUAUCAAGACAGAUGCAUACAGGAUGGAAGUAACACAAAGGCCUCCAAUGGCCGUGACAAAUGCAGUGUCCUGGCGAAGUGAAGGGAUACGCUACAAGAAGAAUGAAGUGUUCUUGGAUGUUGUAGAAAGUGUUAAUAUUCUCGUCAAUAGCAAUGGGCAAAUUAUUCGAUCUGAUGUUGUUGGAGCGUUGAAAAUGAGGACAUAUUUGAGUGGGAUGCCUGAAUGUAAGCUUGGACUAAAUGACCGAGUGCUUUUGGAGGCCCAAGGUCGAGCUACAAAAGGAAAAGCUAUUGACCUUGAAGACAUCAAGUUUCAUCAGUGUGUACGGUUGGCCCGUUUUGAAAAUGACAGGACAAUAUCCUUCAUACCACCUGAUGGUGCUUUUGAUUUGAUGAACUACAGACUUACUACACAGGUAAAACCUCUUAUAUGGGUGGAGGCCCAAAUAGAGAGGCACUCAAAAAGUCGUAUAGAGAUCAUGGUGAAGGCAAAAAGCCAGUUUAAGGAGCGAAGCACUGCAACAAGCGUGGAAAUUGAAAUUCCUAUACCCGCAGAUGCCAUCAAUCCUAUUGUGCGGACAUCCAUGGGAUCUGCUGCAUAUGCACCUGAAAAAGAUGCAUUGAUCUGGAAGAUUAAAUCUUUUCCUGGUGGCAAGGAAUACUUGUCACGGGCAGAAUUCGGUCUUCCUAGUGUACCAUCUGAAGAUUCAAUGCCCGAUAAAAAAGCCCCUAUUCGUGUCAAGUUCGAGAUCCCAUAUUUUACUAUUUCUGGAAUACAGGUUCGUUACCUGAAAAUCAUUGAGAAAAGUGGGUACGACGCUUCUCCGUGGGUAAGGAGCAUAACCAUGGCCGGAGAGUAUGAACUGAGGCUCUUCUAGUGAAGUCCAUUCUGCUGUUGUUUUUUCUUUCUUAAUUUUGUCAAUACCUUUAAUUUCUUUAUUAUUUUGGGCAGCACAGCAGUUGUUUGUAAUGGCUCAAGCCUAGUGGGGAAUUUCUUUUGUGCAUAAAAGAGCCCUAUGUAUAUUCUUUGUUUUCUUCUCCCUUUCCUUUGUACUUGAAUGGCAGGGUUGUUUGUUUAAUUUCUGUGAUCUAUUUGUUGCUGA